AUGGGUUGGAAACGACGAUUUUCACCGCGACAUGUCCAAACCGCCUGGAGUUAUGAGGAUGAGCAUGUCCGUAUCCUGUUCCGAUUUGACGCGAUCUACAAUUUCACUGCCCUGCGUCUUUUCUUAGCCAACGAUUUCACUCACGAUGUGACACUACCAAGGAAUAUUACUGUCCAGUGCAGCUUACACUAUCCAGCCUCGACAGAUCAACGACCCGAUAGUUCGGUCCCGUUAGUUGCCCUCAAUCCCCGUGCCGAUCGGUCCGUGUCGGUCUCUCGAUGGCUCGUCAUGUCUCCGGCACAAACACAGUGGUACACAGCACCGGUAAAAGCAGAUGAAAAGAAUUCCGGUUCGAUAUCAACUGGACCGGAGAGUGUCUCAGGGAGCAUGUUGCAUUCGGGAACACUGGGCAUUGGUCGAUUUGUCGAUGUUCGAUUAUAUUUUGACUCAGCGUGGAUUGUUCUCGGAGAAAUAGCAUUCGAAAAUGAAAAACUAGACCCCAAUGAGCUCCAGGUCAAACCCACACAGUCGCUGUUCAUGCCGAAAAACCGGGCAUCAAAUGGCGAUGGAACGGUUGUGAAUGGCAAGGGUCCGCAGAACAAAACUUCAGGCACUGGCCCCGUGGAAACCUCAGUGACUACGGAUAGCACUAAAACUGGCUCCUCGUUUCCUAUUGGUCAGUCUACUCUGACGUUAGGAACGAUUUGUGGGAUCUUGGCAGCACUGAUUGGUGUUAGCGUUAUUGGUCUUUGUUUCCUCUGGCGUCAAAAACGAAUGCGCUCGCGUUUCGAACAACACUUCCAUCGUGGGAAACGACCCAUGAACGGUGCGAACCACUUUGACUGUCUGAGUGAGGUUCAAACACCUUACAUGCUACCUUCUAAUCAAAACCAGCAGCAGCAACAACAACAGCAUCCCAACUCCACACUGGCUAAUCCACUGGACGGUUUGGUUAAUCCAUGUGACCCUGGUCAAACCGGGGUUCUGUACGGGGCUGCAAGAACACCGCUGGUUCUUGGCACGCAGAAUCAUACGGAGUUUGCUCAUACGUUACGUGGUCCGUUCGGUCAGUUAAUCGAUCCGAACUAUCCGACUGAAUCGACGCCACACACACCCAAGUUGGCCGGGGAUCUGACCGGUUGUCCCAUGCGGAGUGAUUUUGACCCCGCGCGUUUCGGACUAGGUGAUCAGACAAUCCCGGCAAGCACAGUGGCUCCUCAGUCAGUGCAAUUUAUCCCCUUUGUUUCUCCUCAGGUCACACAUAUCGAUUUCCGACCCCCCUUAACAAAUAUUGGCACUCUGAAACCAAACGGACUGUCGGAUGACCCGUUUGUCGUACUCCCGAUACAUGAUAGCGCAAUCUACACAAGUUUGCCCGGUUCCGACUGUGAUUCACAACCGUACGCCCGAAUUGGAAACGGGGAUACGGAAAAGCGUUACUCCAGAAGUAUUGACUACCAAGGAAAACCGUUUCAUCUAUUUGUUCAGUCCUCAAAACAAUCACAGCUUCAACAAUCCACGGAGGGCAACGGUUUUCAACAUCUACCUCAAUCAGUCAAUUCAAUCCCUAUGUUUUCCACCUUAUUGCCCCCACCACCAACACUACCUUUACCGAUGCCUCCUGGGCCGGCGUUCUCCUCGAGCCCAAGUCAAAGUUCCACCAGUCAUAGUCAGACACCGGAUGAUUUGGCUAAUUCUGGCACACCCUUGGUCUCCACUGAUUCCAUGAAUGGGGUAGGAAAUGGUUUUGGAUCAACUGACGUCAAAGAUGUUUCGAAAGCGCGAUGGAUACACAUCAAACAUCCCACCCUUGGACCGAAUCAUGGUCUUCCCUUAUCCCAUCAACUCAAAUUCGCUCGAGGAACAACGGGCUCAGCGAUGGUAUCACAACCACAGCAGCAGCAGCAGCAGCAAACAAGCAUGCAGUCACAUCGCUACCCAAUCAUGGAUCCCACUAUGCAUUUGCGAGCUAUUCAAGAAUGGAUGCUAAAGAACGAGGUUAGUCACAUUUCUCCCGAGGAUGGAGCGGGGUGGAAAGCACAACACCACGACACUCAUCCUGUCCCUUCUUUGAUCUAUCGAGCUGCGUGCGCGGUGGUCAUGACAGCGGUCCCUAUCAAAUGCGAUGAAUGGUCAAAGUUUUUGUUCGUUUGUGCAUUGCGUGCACGAGAAUAA
This is a messenger RNA of Echinostoma caproni, 2175 nucleotides long. The record is from the annotation of a GenBank genome assembly. Lineage: Eukaryota; Metazoa; Platyhelminthes; Trematoda; Plagiorchiida; Echinostomatidae.